UAAUCCUCUUGCGCGUUACACAGCUCUUUCUCUCUCCCUUUCACUUCAGAACCGGCUCUUUUAUUGUUCUCUUUAUUAGUAUGAUGAAUUGAUUUAGUACAAUUUAAAGCACCCUGAAACUGGCUUCAAGAUCCAACCUUUGCCCCGGCCCAGUUCUUGCUCGCACAAGCUUUUGAAGAUCAAAUCCAUAAACUGAAAUGAAAUAUUGAGAUAGGUUUGUUCAUACCCUCGCAACUACAAGAUCCUGUAACGGAAGCUUACUAAGCAACUUCAAGAUAGAUCCAGAUUUUCCUUGACGGUUUUGGCUAUGGAGUAAACAGCUUAGAGGGAUAGGUUUAUGCUGUUGCAAUGAGAGAACAGAGUCCAAUUACAGAUCCAAUCGGCCAGAACAUAAUAAAGCGGAUUAGCAAUGUCUGUUUCUCAUUUUUUGUAUUCUCUGUGCUUAUAAUAACUGUGAUUGCUGUCACAUACCAACCUCCGGAUCCAUGGGAAUCUGAAAGAGCAUUGACUAAGGUCUUCACUGCCGUUGAAAAUGCCACUUUUAAGCCGGAUACUUCUGUCCUUAGAACUGGAGAGGAUAUGGUUUCCAUCUCCCCAUCAACCUCACCCUCAUCUGCAAGUGUACCAAUUACAGAGGAGAUAAUUGAAAAAACCGAAGGGAAUCUCCCAAAUGUGACGUUAAAGACGAAUUGUGCAGAUGGAGAUGCAAUCAACUGUUCCGAUCCCAGAGUCUUGGUCACCAUUCAGAGGUUUAACAUGAAGAGAUUCAAAUCCCUUGCAAUUUUCGAUUACCAAACUCCGGUUAAUGGGUCUCAGCCAGAUGAAUGUGAUGUGGCAUGGAGGUUUAGGAACAAGAGAGAGAAGUCAUGGAGGAAAUAUAGGGAUUUCCGGAGAUUCAAGGUCGGAUUUUCCCCCAGUUGUAGAUACAAAGUUGUUCGUGCCGGGAAGUGGCAUUCAGGGUUAAGUGCCCGUCCUCCAAGAAUUCAAGUGAAUAAUAAUAAAACCACUAGAACUGGUCCCAGAUCGAAAAUUUCUCCUCCAAUUCAGGAUGAUGAGAUCAACGACACAAUCCCAGUCUUGGAAUCAGAUUUGGCCUUCAAAAAUGGGAAAUAUUUGUACUACUCUCGUGGGGGCGACUAUUGUAAAGGAAUGAAUCAGUUCUUAUGGAGCUUUCUAUGUGCUCUUGGUGAGGCGCAGUUCUUGAACAGGACAUUCGUGAUGGAUCUUAGUAUCUGUCUGGCAUCCACUUACACCCAGAGUAAGAAGGAUGAUGAAGGAAAAGACUUUCGGUUCUACUUUGAUUUUGAGCACUUAAAAGAGGAGGCUUCAAUUGUCGAAGAAGCUGAUUUCAUCAAAGAUUGGAAGAAAUGGGACAAGACGCACAAGAAGAAGAUCCCUGUGAGAAAGGUACCUGGCUAUAAAGUCACUCCAAUGCAGCUUAAGAAAGAUAAUAAAAGCACGAUAAUAUGGAGAAAGUUUGAUGCUCCUGAGCCUGAAAACUAUUGGUAUAGAGUUUGUGAAGGUCCGUCCGCAAAGUAUAUUCAGAGGCCUUGGCAUGCUCUAUGGAAAUCAAAGAGGUUGAUGAAUAUAGUCACUGCCAUUAGUGCGAGUAUGGAUUGGGACUUCGAUGCAGCCCAUGUUGUUCGUGGAUAUAAAGCUGAAAAUAAGGAGUUAUGGCCUCGUUUGGAUUUCGACACUUCACCAGAUGCCCUUGUUGAAAAGAUUCAGAAAAUGGUUGUGCCCGGAAGGAAUCUUUAUAUUGCUACGAACGAACCAUUCUAUAAUUACUUUGAUAAGCUGAGGCCUCACUAUAAGCUUCACCUGCUUGAUGAUUACCAAUAUUUGUGGAGUAACACUAGUGAGUGGUACAAUGAGACGACACUGCUGAAUGGUGGGCGCCCGGUUGAGUUUGAUGGGUAUAUGCGGGUCGAAGUGGACACCGAGGUUCUUUACAGAGCGAAGACAAAGGUGGAGACUUUUUACAACUUAACCUCAGAUUGCAAGGAUGGGAUCAACACAUGCUAGGCUGGCUCCAGAUCUUAUAUGAAUUCAUGUACCACUACGCAUUGUUAUUAUAUCCCCAAGUUUGAAAAAUAUGAUGAGACAUAAAUUUAUGAUGGGGUUAUUUGCAUGGGUUGUCUACUGAUCAUAUUGGUUGUGACACCACUUUUUCGUGACACAUAUGUGAACAUUAUCUGAGUGCCAUUAGAAUUCUAAUACCCCUUACCCUUGUUCUUGACCAGAACUAGCCCGAGUAAUUCGUUGUUUCAAAGACAUGCUAAUGACUCGAAAGUAGUGCCAUUAGAAUUCAAAUCCCCC
Molecule: messenger RNA, 2319 nt
Organism: Cuscuta epithymum
Lineage: Eukaryota; Viridiplantae; Streptophyta; Magnoliopsida; Solanales; Convolvulaceae
Source: the annotation of a GenBank genome assembly